AUGGUCCCACGCCACGGGCUACGAGGUCGAGCUGGUCGCUUGCCCGCCCCAGUGCUGCCUACCACUACUCAUGCUCCUGCUCUCCGGCGCUUCACAUCGUCUCGGAUACAAUGGAAGAAGGACACCUCUUUGAGGAAUUCUAUCAGACCGUUUGCUCCUCGCUCUUCCCAUGCAACAACGCCAAAGUCGAAAACGAACGAUCUCGAGACCGCCGACGCAAUAUUUAGAUCCAGAAAAACGUCUCUUUUGGCUUGUGGCAUAGUUGCGUUGGGUAUGGGCGUUUAUGUCAGCACCAUGCUCACUUCAUGUUGGCUUUCCUCUGGCCGUCAAGGCCCAGAACCUGCUACAGACGCGUGUGCGCCGGGCCAGAUUGCCGUGUUCACGGAAGAAUCAGCUCGAAGAUUUGAUGAGUACCUCGAUGGGUCGGAAUGGAUGAUGGGGGUUACAUCUUUAAGGCAGAAACUAGCCGCUGAAGCCUCGGGGCAUGUCCUGGAAGUCGCAAUGGGUACUGGCCGCAAUCUGCCCUUCUACAAUUGGAGCCACGUCGUUCAACAACCCAAAUCCGCAACCACGAACGAUCAAAAAAAAGGGAUCACGACACCUGCGACCAUUUUGUCCUUUACGGGUGUGGACAUUUCCAAAGAAAUGUUGACGGUCGCUUUGGAUAAAGUAUCCGAAGCUGUCCCCGACCUGAAGGGCGUCGCACCAUCAAUUGAAACGCAACAGUUGACUCAAGAUGGAUAUAGUGUCUUCUCCUAUUUAUCGGGCAGACUACGAUUCUUUCGCUCUGACGUACAUAUGUUUGUGCCUGCCCCUAUACAAGGUACGGCGGAAACAGCCAAGUACGACACUGUCGUUCAGACGUUUGGCCUUUGCAGUGUGCGAGACCCGGAGAAAGUGAUCAGAACUUUGGCCGGUAUGGUGAAACCAAACACUGGGAAGAUCAUUCUUGUUGAGCAUGGGAGGGGGUCGUGGGGCAUCGUCAAUGGCCUACUAGACAGGUCAGCACCAGCCCACUUUCAGAAGUACGGAUGCUGGUGGAAUCGAGAUAUUGCCGAAAUCGUCCAUAACGCCGCUCAAUCCACGCCCGGCCUUGAGGUCGUCAAGAUCGAGCGCCCUUACCUGACCCAACUGGGAACCACUUUAUGGAUUGAACUGAGAGUCAAGAACACCUGUUGA
This is a messenger RNA of Colletotrichum siamense, 1179 nucleotides long. RefSeq names its product Methyltransferase OMS1. The transcript has 2 exons. The record is from RefSeq and is a predicted model, not a curated record. Lineage: Eukaryota; Fungi; Ascomycota; Sordariomycetes; Glomerellales; Glomerellaceae. Bases 1 to 1179 code for a protein of 392 amino acids.